Lucilia cuprina (Australian sheep blowfly) is the source of this 1085-nucleotide messenger RNA. It is a transcript of the gene mdlc, whose product is annotated as E3 ubiquitin-protein ligase RNF113A. Bases 79 to 1080 code for a protein of 333 amino acids. The transcript has 3 exons. Gene Ontology annotation, cellular component: U2-type spliceosomal complex. Lineage: Eukaryota; Metazoa; Arthropoda; Insecta; Diptera; Calliphoridae. The record is from RefSeq and is a predicted model, not a curated record. Gene Ontology annotation, molecular function: metal ion binding. Gene Ontology annotation, biological process: snoRNA splicing.
AAAAACAAAACAAAUGUUGUAAAAAAGCAAUUGUAAACAACAAACAGCAGGAACACAAUCCAAAAACGUUUAGGAAAAAUGUCCCAGGAAGCAGCAUCCGGCAAUGAAACAAGCUUUGGUUUUAAAAAAAGAAAUAUAAAGAAACCGGCUUUCAGAAGAAAACAGGAAUCCAGUGAAGAGUCAGAUAAAGAUAAAAGUGACCAAGAACAAACUACUUCUUCCGUAAUAAGAGCUGAACAGAAGCGUAAACGAACAAAUCCUAAUUUUCAAAGUACAAAGCACUUGACAGCCAAAAGGGAACGACAACAUAAGGACAAUUCCUCGUCUAGUGGGGAAAGUGACGAUGAUGCCAAAGUCACAGUGUCAUACAAAUCCAAACGCACGGCCCAACCUAAUGGGCCGCAAGAUCAAGGAGCUACUUCCAUCAAUGAAGUUGACACUGAACUGGAUCGUGAUGCCCAGGCUAUACAUGAAAAAGCCUUAAAAAUUAAUGAGGAAUUAGAGGGAAAGGCUGAUGAUAAAAUCUAUCGUGGAAUUAAUAAUUAUGCUCAAUACUAUAAAAAGCAGGAUACAGCUGCCGGUAAUGCUAGUUCUGGCAUGGUGCGCAAGGGGCCCAUUAGAGCACCGGCACACUUGCGAGCCACCGUUAGAUGGGAUUAUCAGCCGGACAUCUGUAAGGAUUAUAAGGAAACGGGUUAUUGUGGUUUUGGUGACAGUUGUAAAUUUUUGCAUGAUCGCAGUGAUUACAAGGCCGGCUGGCAACUGGAAAUGGACUAUGCGUCACAUAAGAAAGGUGAUUGUGAGUCGGAUGAGGAUGAUAGCAAAUAUGAAAUUCAUUCAGAUGAGGAAACAUUGCCAUUUAAAUGUUUUAUAUGUCGGCAAAGUUUUGUCAAUCCAGUUGUUACCAAAUGCAAACACUAUUUCUGUGAAAAAUGUGCUUUAGAAAAUUAUAAAAAAUCUCAACGUUGUUUUAUUUGUUCCCAACAAACUAAUGGUAUCUUCAAUCCCGCCAAGGAAUUAAUUGCAAGACUUAAAAAUCAUCCUGAAGCUGAGGACAGUGAUGUUGCCGAUAGUGAUUAAAUUUA